Molecule: messenger RNA, 477 nt
Organism: Cotesia congregata
Lineage: Eukaryota; Metazoa; Arthropoda; Insecta; Hymenoptera; Braconidae
Source: the annotation of a GenBank genome assembly
AUGAAAUUAUUUUGUCGAGUGCUGAAAUUAAUUCAUUUUAUUGUAACGGUGUUGAUGACCGUUUACGAUUAUUUAAUAACAAUAAAAGACAAUUUGAUUAAUUACCUACGGCCUAAGACAUUAAAGUGUAUUGAUACAAUUGUUGACGUAUGUGACGUUAGUAAACUUGAGAAGCUACCAAGCCACCUGGUUAUUGUCGUUGCUUCCAAGGACAAAGUAUCAUUUUCCGAUCUUGCUAAAAUUGUAGGCUGGUGUUGUACACUUGGAAUACCAAACAUAACUUUUUAUGAUAGAGAAGUGCCGGAUCCAGAUCUUGCUAUUAUUACUGGUCGAACAUUUUCAACUUUUGGUUUAUUGCCCUGGCAUAUUAGAUUAACGGAAUUUUACAACGUACCAACGCAUCAUAAUAUAUCACCGCAUAAAUUUAUUAAUAUUUUAGAAGCAUUUGCCAAAUGUCACCAACGAUUUGGUACUUAA